This is a messenger RNA of Diaporthe amygdali, 555 nucleotides long. RefSeq lists its product as uncharacterized. The coding region runs from base 1 to 555 and encodes 184 amino acids. The transcript has a single exon. NCBI's taxonomy places the organism in Eukaryota, Fungi, Ascomycota, Sordariomycetes, Diaporthales, Diaporthaceae. The record is from RefSeq and is a predicted model, not a curated record.
AUGGCCAAGACUCAGUCCGCGAUCACCUGGCCGGCCAACUUCACCCCGGGCGAAACAGACAACUUUGUAUCCAACGAAGUCAUCGCCAAGGGGAUCACGUCCGCAGAGAUAUGGGCGCUACUGAACGAUAUCACAAAAUGGGAGUCGUACUACCUAAAUUGCGGCCAGAUCACUGCGCCCGAGUCGGGUCCCAUGCUCAACAAAGACGACAUCUUUAAAUUUGCCACGUUUGGUUUUCCGCCGCUGACAUGCACUGUCGAAGAGUCUGUGACACCGGGGAAAUCCGCCGCGGGAAGGCUGGCGUGGAGCGCUGAGGCGGGUGAAGGGGUCGCAAUCUAUCACGCGUGGCUUGUGGAGGACUUGGACGGUGGCAGGGUGAGGAUUCUGACACAAGAAAGCCAGGUUGGGCAGAUUUUUAGGGAAUGGUCGGAAGCGAAGCCGAACAAAAUGCUGCUGGGCCACCAGGACUGGUUGGAUGGGUUGGUUAAGGCGGCAAGAGGGCAACAGGUGGACGAGACGAACCUAAAGAGUGUUGGGUUCCCUCAGAGGACUUGA